Molecule: messenger RNA, 864 nt
Organism: Oncorhynchus nerka (sockeye salmon)
Lineage: Eukaryota; Metazoa; Chordata; Actinopteri; Salmoniformes; Salmonidae
Product: galaxin-like
Exons: 1
Coding region: 1-864 (287 amino acids)
Source: RefSeq, a predicted model, not a curated record
AUGAAGUGUUGCUGUAAGAGCUUUGUGAAGGGAGGGAGCAUGAAGUGUUGCUGUAAGGGAUUUAUGAAAGGGAGCGUGCAGUGUUGCUGUAAGGGAUUUGUGAGGGGAGGGAGCGUGAAGUGUUGCUGUAAGGGAUUUCUGAAAGGGAGUGUGAAGCGUUGCUGUAAGGGCUUUGUGAGGGGAGGAAGUGUGAAGUGUUGCUGUAAGGGCUUUAUGAAAGGGAGCGUGAAGUGUUGCUGUAAGGGCUUUAUGAAAGGGAGCGUGAAGUGUUGCUGUAAGGGCUUUAUGAAAGGGAGCGUGAAGUGUUGCUGUAAGGGCUUUGUGAGGGGAGGGAGCGUGAAGUGUUGCUGUAAGGGCUUUAUGAAAGGGAGUGUGAAGCAUUGCUGUAAGGGAUUUGUGAGGGGAGGGAGCGUGAAGUGUUGCUGUAAGGGCUUUGUGAGGGGAGGAAGUGUGAAGUGUUGCUGUAAGGGCUUUAUGAAAGGGAGUGUGAAGCAUUGCUGUAAGGGAUUUGUGAGGGGAGGGAGCGUGAAGUGUUGCUGUAAGGGCUUUGUGAGGGGAGGAAGUGUGAAGUGUUGCUGUAAGGGCUUUAUGAAAGGGAGCGUGAAGUGUUGCUGUAAGGGCUUUAUGAAAGGGAGUGUGAAGCAUUGUUGUAAGGGAUUUGUGAGGGGAGGGAGCGUGAAGUGUUGCUGUAAGGGCUUUGUGAGGGGAGGAAGUCUGAAGUGUUGCUGUAAGGGCUUUGUGAGGGGAGGGAGUGUGAAGUGUUGCUGUAAGGGCUUUGUGAGGGGAGGGAGCAUGAAGUGUUGCUGUAAGGGCUUUGUGAGGGGAGGGAGCGUGAAGUGUUGCUGUAAGGGCUUUGUGAGUUGA